Dendroctonus ponderosae (mountain pine beetle) is the source of this 1638-nucleotide messenger RNA. RefSeq names its product zinc finger protein ZIC 3. Gene Ontology annotation, biological process: regulation of transcription by RNA polymerase II; central nervous system development. Gene Ontology annotation, molecular function: RNA polymerase II cis-regulatory region sequence-specific DNA binding; DNA-binding transcription factor activity, RNA polymerase II-specific. Lineage: Eukaryota; Metazoa; Arthropoda; Insecta; Coleoptera; Curculionidae. Bases 155 to 1363 code for a protein of 402 amino acids. The record is from RefSeq and is a predicted model, not a curated record. Gene Ontology annotation, cellular component: nucleus. The transcript is spliced from 2 exons.
UCGAAUUCUCAGCGUGAUAGUGGAAGUUUGGUGCGGUUGGAGUUCAGUCAUGCUGGGAACGCGCUGAUUAGUGAGUGAAUUCCUUCUAAUUUGCCGAAACAGUGCGUGAAUACGCGAUGAAUAACUUGUGGUCGGUGAGCUUCGAUUUUUGACAAUGCUGAGUCCUUUUAUCGACAAUCCUCAACUGGGCACCUACGGUUUUAGAGUCUCCCCGUCGCACAAUGGGGGCACACCUCCGGUUCCGAUCUCGCACCAGAACCCGGCCAGCGCAAUGUCCAUCUCCGAUUUCGCCACUUACCCUCAAAAUCACCACUUCCAGCCAAACUAUGGGCACAUGAGCUUCAACCACCCUGGCGGCUACCCGGGCCGAGACUUCCUCAUGCGGCGGGAACCCGAUUUUCCCACUGCUCAAACCGCCCCGACUAACCCCAUGAUGCUGCACCCGUCGGAAAUACCGCCCCAACACCACAACAUCCACAUUCCGACCCAGAUGCUGAUAUCUCGCUUGGAACACCAUUCCAGCUAUCAGCAACAGACGCAGCAAUACAUGAAUCACCCCAUGGCGAUGAGCCAUCAUCCGGACAAUCCUCUGACCGGCAAUUUCUUUAAAUACAUGAAGCAAGGCAGGCAGCCCAUCAUGGUAUGUUCAUGGACCGAUCUCGGGCCGCGCAACACUAGGAAAGUGUGCGGCAGGGAAUUCUCCAGGAUUGAGGACUUGGUGGCACAUUUGGCGGUUGAUCAUGUCGGCGGCCCAGAAAUAACCGAUCACGCCUGCCACUGGCAGGAUUGCAGCCGCAACGGCAAAGCCUUUAAGGCCAAAUACAAGCUAGUGAAUCACCUGCGCGUUCAUACUGGCGAAAGGCCGUUUGUUUGUCCGUUUCAGAAUUGUGGAAAACUGUUUGCUCGGAGUGAGAACCUGAAAAUCCAUAAGCGGACACAUACAGGCGAAAAACCGUUCAAAUGCGAGUUCGAAGGCUGUGAUAGGAGAUUUGCUAAUAGUUCCGAUAGGAAGAAGCAUUCGCAUGUACACACAUCGGAAAAACCGUACAAUUGUGGCGAACCUGGCUGUGAUAAGGCGUACACACACCCGUCUUCCCUCAGGAAGCACAUGAAGGCUCAUCCGGGUAAUCGCCGAUCGCCCAAUCGCUCAUCGGAUGGCGAGGACAGCAGCGUGUCCAGUAACGAGUCCUUGCCGGGGGGAAGUCCUCAUGGCCAGAUCGUCGGGAAUGUCCGGCAAACGGUCUCCGAAAAUGCUGCUGCACAUUGGUACUGCCACCCGGACAACCCUGGCCUGCAGAGUGACCGACUAACCCCGAUGGCUCCACCGUACAGUGGGUUGCACGGACAGGGAUCUCCCUAUUGAGUGGUUAACUGCUAAAUGCCUCAGGAAUCAUCCUAUGCACACUAUGCACACUGGCAGUGUUUUGAUUGGGAACUUUAUGAACAGUUCCAAAAGUGCUAAAUACCGUGUGCUAUAAGAUAAGUUAAUAUAGUUUAUAUACAGAAGGUGUCCCGAUAUACACAGGAUGUCCCAAGACGGAUCUCUGGAUCUCGGUUUUCUGGAUUUAUUUGUCGCAAAUAUCAAUUCAAUAUCAAGCUGUUGUAUUAAAUAAAUUCAAUAAAUAUUAUGGAAAUAUU